GCUCGAGUAUCAUUAACACCCCCUGCAACUCAAGCAGCAAGCUUACAGAAGUGGGAUGAUAGAUGCUGAGGGAAAAGGAUCAGCACAUAAAGGGAGACAGGUACCUCGGCGUCUUAACUUCAUUCUCAAGGGAGAAAAUGAAGAAGCUUGUCUAACAACACUGCCUGAUUGACACAGCGGAGGAGGCGAGAGCUCCCCGCUAGCAGCAGCUCGCGGGGGGAGCCGUGAUGGUACGCGUUACGCUGCGCGGAGCAAAGGAGCCGUUUACAAGUGCAAGAGAAGCCCUUUCACCGAUCCCCAGCGCCGCCGGUACGAGAAGGGCUGGGCCACGUCAGCAUCCGCCGCUCACCGCAGCCCCACCCGACGAAGUCGCCGCCGCCGCCGGAAGCCUCAACCCCGGUCCGGCUCCGCCCUCCUCCAGCCGCGUGACCGGCGCCAGGCGCUGCGCUCGGCCGCCCGUUAGGGGAGGAGCCGGUGCCGUUCGUUUCCCGGCGGCGCGGCGAGGAAGGCAGGCUGCUGUUGCCGCCCCGCCGUGCCCGUUGCUUUCCUUUGGGGAGAAGGAGAGCUGGGCGAGAGAAGCGGUUGCUCCCUGCCCGCCUCUCAGCGGCGCCCGCCCGGGAUGUCUUUGUCGGAGCGGGAGGGCGGCGGAGCUUUGGCGUGACGGCAUGGCCGCGGAGCUCGGCUGCGGGGGAGAGCCGGAUCAGAAGCUAGGCAUUGCCUUGGAGCAGGAUGAAGCAGAUGAGAUUUUGAGUAGUGCUGCUGAGAAAAGCGUCGCCGGAGGUGAUGGCAUAUCCAGAUCCAGGAUGAUGGACCAAAGCUUGAUAACAAAAAGCAUAGAGUAUGAAAAGUGUUUGGAAGAAAUGAGGGAGCAGCUGCAGAUUUAUCAGGUGCAGAUGAGUGAGAUGAGACAGAAGUUUGAACAAGUCACCACGGAGAACAGGAGGCUGCAUGCAGAGUUGAAAGAGGCUCUUGAGAUGCAGCUGGAUGCUCUUCCUUUUAUGCCCAUGGGAACUGCGAUUCCUGCAGAUGAAGAAAUAGUGAGAAACCUUCAGGAACAGCUCCAACUGACUAAUCAGGAAAAAGAACAAGCAAUAGAGCUCUGGCAGACUGUAUCACAGGAGCUUGAUCAACUCCAGCAGCAGCACCAGGAACACAUGACUCAAACACAGAUUCACAUGGCUGAAAGACUGAAACAGCAAGUAACUUUCAUGGACGUUUUUGUUAGUUUUGGAAUGCCUUCAUACACUGCAGAGAUUUUGCAUCUGUGUGUAGCCAAACAGAAGUACAGUUUGUACCAGUAUCAUAGAGUCAUCAUAAAGCCAUAGGAUGGAUUGGGUUGGAAUGGACCUCAAGGAUCAUUACGUUCCAUCCCUCUGCCACAGGCAGGGUUGCCAACCAGUAGAUCAAGUACUAGGCCGGGCUGCCUAGGGCUCAUCCAACGGGGCCUUGAACUGCUCCAGGGACAGGGCGUCCACAGCCUCUCGGGGCAGCCUGUUCCAGCACCUCACCACUCUCUCAGUGAAAAACUUCCCCCCGACAUUCUCAUCUAAAUCUUCCCUCCUUGAGUUUAAAUCCAUUCCCCCUUUUCCUAUCACUUAUUUACCCACGUAAAAAGUUGAUUUCCCUCAUGUUUAUAAGCUCACUUUAGAUACUGGAAGGGCCAUAAUGAUGUCUCCCCGCAGCCUUCUCUGCUCCAGUCUGCACAAGCCCAGCUCCUGCAGCCCAUCUUCACAGGAGAGGUUCUCCAGCCCUCUGAUCAUCUUCGUGGCUCUCCCCUGGUCCCGUUGUUGAUUGUUUUCUGCAAUAGUUGUUAUCAAAAGUGGAGUGAUCAGAUGUAGCCAGCGAUUCAACAGUCAAAAGGACAGUUGGGGUUGGAAAGUUGGUUUCAGAUAUGUGGGCAGUAACUUAGGGAGUGCACCGUGUGCGUUUUGGUGCAUGUAGAGAAGUACACGAGAUAGACAAAUAUAAAUAAUCAUCCUGCUGUUGUUCAAUUCAAAUAUAAGUAGUUUCACUUACCUGUUGUCAUUCAAUAGAGAAGCUGAAUAAACAGCUGAAAAAUGGAGGUUGCUAAUCUCCAAUGUUAGUGUUUAGCAUUGCGUCUCUUCAGCUGCUCCUUGGGAAGCCUUUGAGCUAUUUGUUAGUGUCUUAGCUUGCUAAGUUAACUGGUUACACUUCAGGAAAUUUUCUUUCAGAGGGAUAAAUUAGGCUGUAAGAAGCUGUUUUGCUCUGAGCUGUAAAGAGUGCUCAGCAUUCAAAGAGCUCAUAAACUUCACGUGUACGUGUAGCUCACCACAGCUAUAUUCAAUGUAUAAAAUCUAUAAAAUCCGCACCGCGUUUUCAAGUGCGUUA
Tympanuchus pallidicinctus (lesser prairie-chicken) is the source of this 2349-nucleotide messenger RNA. RefSeq names its product sodium channel and clathrin linker 1-like. Lineage: Eukaryota; Metazoa; Chordata; Aves; Galliformes; Phasianidae. Bases 228 to 1325 code for a protein of 365 amino acids. The record is from RefSeq and is a predicted model, not a curated record. Gene Ontology annotation, cellular component: centriole. The transcript has 7 exons. Gene Ontology annotation, biological process: cilium assembly; clustering of voltage-gated sodium channels.